AUGGCGAGGGAAUUCAACGUGCCGCCUGUGGUCUUCCCGUCCAACGAUGGAAAUCCCAGCGUCCAGAGUCAGCGGCGGAGCCCUAACGUGGCCCCGAGCUUUCAGCAGCCUAGCCCUGCGAACGCGGGCGCCAGCACCGAUAUUCCCUUCAUGUCCUUUGACAUUGGGUCGGCCUCCGCGUCCUCCUCGUUCUCCGGCCCCGUCUUCGCCGGGAGCAUCUACGCCCCCGGAGGUGCAUCCUUUUUUGAAGAGGAGCCGCCUCUGCUCGAAGAGCUGGGCAUCAACACCCGGCAGAUAUGGCGCAAGACAAAAUCGAUCCUGAAUCCUAUCCGUGUGAAUGCGAGUCUACACGAGGACGCCGAUCUUUCAGGUCCCUUUCUGUUCCUCAUGGCCUUUGGCCUCUUCCAGCUCCUAGCGGGGAAGCUCCACUUUGGGAUAAUCCUAGGAUGGGUCACCGUCGUGGCCUUCUUCCUCUACGUCGUGUUCAACAUGCUGGCAGGUCGCAACGGGAACUUGGAUCUCUAUCGCUGUGUGAGCCUCAUUGGAUAUUGUAUGCUGCCAAUAGUCAUAUUCUCGGGUCUUGCUUUAGUUUUACCGCAAAGAGGUGUCGCAAUUUUUGCGAUGGAAGCAGCUUUUGUUCUGUGGUCGACGAGAACAUGCACAAAGCUUCUUCUUGAUCUAGCAUCUUGUGGUGAUGAGCAUCGUGGGCUGUUAGCGUACGCCUGCUUCCUAAUCUACACACUGUUUUCACUGCUAGUCAUAUUUUGA
Messenger RNA from Spirodela intermedia, 768 nucleotides. The record is from the annotation of a GenBank genome assembly. NCBI's taxonomy places the organism in Eukaryota, Viridiplantae, Streptophyta, Magnoliopsida, Alismatales, Araceae.